Molecule: messenger RNA, 1116 nt
Organism: Colletotrichum truncatum
Lineage: Eukaryota; Fungi; Ascomycota; Sordariomycetes; Glomerellales; Glomerellaceae
Product: pyridoxine kinase
Biological process (GO): pyridoxal 5'-phosphate salvage
Cellular component (GO): cytosol
Molecular function (GO): pyridoxal kinase activity
Source: RefSeq, a predicted model, not a curated record
AUGACUACAGAGUUGCCUAUUCCUGACACGCGCGUGUUGGCCGUCGCUAGUCAUGUUGUAUCUGGCAUGGUGCUGGAGUCACACAGCGCUUACGGCCCGUUUAGUAAUGUAGGAAAUAAGAUUGCGGUGUUCACGCUGCAGUCCCUCGGCUGUGACGUUGCGGCCUUGAACACCGUCCAGUUCAGUAACCACACGGGCUACCGGCAAUGGAAGGGCACCAAGGUCUCCGCUCAGGAGAUCCGCGACCUCUUCGAGGGCCUGAAGCAGUCGUACCUCGACGACUUUGACAUGAUGCUCUCGGGCUACAUCCCCGGUGCCGAGGCCGUCAUGGCCGUCGGCGACAUCGCCAAAGAGCUGAAGGCGAAGUCAGACGCCGGCAGCUUCUUCUGGGUCCUGGACCCUGUCAUGGGCGAUAACGGAAAGCUCUACGUGGCCGAGGAGGUCGUGCCGGCAUACCAAUCGCUCAUCGAACAUGCGGACUUGAUCCUGCCAAACCAGUUUGAAGCCGAGCUGCUCUCCGGCGUCAAGAUCACAGACAUGGAGUCACUUCAAUCCGCCAUCCGCGCCCUGCACUCCAAGUACCGCAUCCCCCACAUCGUCAUCACCUCGGUGACCUUCACGGCCCCGGACCACCCGCCCUCGCACCUCUCCGUCGUUGGGUCGACCAUGAACCCGGAGACGGGCGAGCCGCGGCUGUUCAAGAUUGUAUUCCCGGCAAUCGACGCCUACUUCUCCGGCACGGGCGACAUGUUCGCGGCGCUGAUGACGGUGCGCAUACGCGAGGCGGUCAUGGCGGCGUCGAAGUCCGUCAGCCAAGGCGCGACAGGCGGCAAGAGCCUCAAGGACACCAAGUCGUGGCUGAGCGGGCCCGAGGUCGACGCGCUGGACCUGCCGCUUGCGAGAGCGGCGGAGAUGGUGCUGGCGAGCAUGCACGAGGUGCUCACGCAGACGGCGAGGGGCAUGCAGGAGGCCGUCAGGGCGGUCGGGGAGGCCAAGACGGAGGAGGAGCAGAAGAAGCUGCAUCUUCUCAAGAGUAAGAGUGCCGAGCUAAAGCUGGUGAGGAAUUUGGCGUGUCUGCGGGAUCCGGUCGUGGAGUUCCGAGCGAGAAGAAUAUAG